UGUUGCCCUCGUCACAUGACGAGAGUGAUCGCCGCCUUUAUCAAGAUGGCGGCGAUCGCAUGCUGAGGCUGCAUUUUGAAAAUAUCUUUAUUGUUCUGAGAAAUUUGUCCACGGAGAGGGUAUCAAUAAAGAGCUGACUGAUUUGAAUCAGAAAAAAGGAAUACAUCAUGGAGCUUCCAAAUUAUAGCCGACAGCUUAUGCAACAGCUGCACGCUUUGAGGAAAGAAGGACAAUUCUGUGACUGCACAAUUUUAAUUGGCAACACUCCUUAUAGAGCCCACAAACUUGUCUUAGCUGCCUCCAGCUUACUGUUCAAGUCAUUACUUGAGAGCUCGGACACAAUUUCAAUCGAUUCUGGCGUUGUCACUUCAGAGGAGUUUGUAAACCUGCUGGAGAUGGUCUACACAGGCAAACUGCGCCCGGGGAAGCACAACUUUACUAAAAUCAUUUCUGUUGCUGACAGCCUGCAGAUGUUUGAUGUAGCAGUAAGCUGCAAGAAUAUUAUUAAUGAUCUAAUACAGAAAUCGGUAUCAUACCCUGUGGAGACCACUGUAGAGCCCCGCAACAGAGAAGUUCAGGAGCAAAGCCAGUCUGUCCCACAGAAUCCUGCCGUGAUAUCAUUUUUGAGCAAUAGUGUGGCAGAAGAUUCCAUUUCUCCUCAAGAACAUAUACCCUCAGAUACAGAAGUGCAUGUCCAAGAUGGAGCUAGUGAACAAGCAGUAGCAAUUGUUGUUGAAAAUGCAACUGGUGACCAACCCUCUGAGCAACUUACAGAAAGGGCUACUGAAGAUUCUUCUCCAAGAAGCAAAAGUCAUCCUUCUCCAGUUAAGUUAGAAUGCGACUUGGACAUGCUGGUAAAACACAAAACUGAAAUUGGCAAAGCCUUUUGUGACAUAGAGAAUUUUGUCCAAUUGGUUGAAUCAUGCAAAGAAUUUUCUGCUGUGGAGAAAACGAUUAUUCAAGAUUGCUGUCAGAAUGAAAAUGAAGGCAGUCGUGUUUUUUCCAAUCUCUUGCACAAAGUAAUAGAAGAAAAAACUGUUGAUAUUGACAUUCUGUUUGUUGUUCUAAAUCUUGUACAAAAGACCUGCCCUCAGCUCAGUGACAUCCUUCAAGGGAAAGUAACACAAAGCAAAGGUUUCCAACCAGAUCAGGAAUGUCUUAAUGUUGAAGACCAGCAUGAGGAAGAUGGAGAAGAAAUAUCUAUGAAGACUUUGGCACCUGAAGCAACAGAACAGUCAUCUCUAAAUGAGGUUGGAGAUUCUGAGCCUGAAGAGAAGAACUUAUCUGACUUUCUCAUUAAACACUUGGAUCAGCUUAUACCAUCUUUAACAGACAUGGGCCCAGUCAUUGAAUGCUUGAACACUGCUACUGAGGAGUUUCUGUCUAAGGAUGAGAAAGAGGUGGUUCUAGAAUGCUGCAAAGAUGUGUCCUAUGAACAGGCCAUUAGCAGCCUUUUAAAUAAAGUGAAUGUGGAGAACGCUUUGGACAAGAAAGGCCUUUUGAAGCUGCUAUGUAUGGUGACAAAGGAGUGUCCUGGCCUGCAGGAGCAGCUGAAGCAACUGAAAGAAGAGUGGAUGCAACAAAGAAAGGCAGAAGAGAACUCCCUGGAAGCACUGGGUUCAGACCUUUGGUGGAAGUUCCAUGAGAACAUCUCAGAAAUGCUCACAGAUCCCCAUACCUUCUUUGAAUGCUUCCAAGCAGCAGAAGAUAUUCCUGCAAAGGACAAAGAGUUAAUGAAGAGAGCAUUGGAGAAAGAUCCGGGUGAUUUUGGAAAGGUGAUACCCAUAGUGGUACAGGAGAGCAGAAUUCAAACGCUGUCAUUGUGGAAAAUACUUCUAAGAAUAAGAAGCCAAAUUCCAGCACUAGAUUUGCUAAUAGAAGAAAUGAAAAAGGAACCAGAGGCCGAAAAGCUCAUCAGUGCAGUUUUAUGCAAGGAGAACAAAGCACUGGAAGUCUUGUUGAAGUACAAGGAGUUGAUCACAGAGACUGUCAAUGAUAUUUGUACUCAACUAGAUUCUAAAGGAGAAGGAUCAGAGAGUCUUUCAAAUGAAGUUAUUGAGGCAAUAAAAUGUUUAAAGAAAGAAGAUCCCAAAGAAUCUCUCAAAACUCUUGUUUGCAAAAUACUCGAGGAAAGGUCGAUGUCUGCCCUGUCUUUCUAUAGAAUUGCAUGUGUCCUUAGGGAAUUUUAUCCACAGCUUGUGCCUGUGAUUGAUGAGCUGGAGCAAACAGGCUGUGCUGUAGAACAACCUAAUUCAGCCGAAGAUGAAUGUGAAGCCAAAGAAAGUACGAAUGAGGAGGUUUCAAAUUGGAGGGCCAAAUCGACAGUAAAUAUGAUAGUAAUGGAUGAUGAUAGCAGCACCUCUGUUGUAAAUGAAGAAGCAGAAAGGGUCAGCAGUGAGACUGAGAAGAAUGUCAUUGUGAAGCAUGGAGAUACAUCUGUCAAAGCAAAUUUUUCCUGCAAAUGGUGUAAAAAAAACUUUGAGUUCAAAUGUCGUAUGGAGGUACAUCAGAAACGCUGCCGCUUGGCUAAUUUAACGCCAGCAGAGUGCCCAGAGUGUGGGGAAGUAGUGGCCUCUGCCAAAGCCCUCCAGGUGCACACUACAAAAUUCCACACAGAUAUGCCUAAAAAGAAGAAGCAUUCUUCAGUGGCCUGUGAUAUCUGUGGAAAGACCUUUGCACAUCAGUCAGGUAUGCUAUACCACAAACGUUCUGACCACUAUGACGAAAAGCCUUUCUCCUGUGAAGAAUGUGGAGCAAAGUUUGCUGCCAACUCCACACUUAAGAACCAUAAGAGGCUUCAUACUGGGGAAAGGCCGUUCCUGUGCAAACACUGUGAUAUGUCAUUCACACAGGCUGCUGCCUUGGCGUAUCACACUAAGAAGAAACAUUCUGAAGGCAAAAUGUAUGCAUGCCAGUACUGUGAUGCUGUGUUUGCCCAGUCUAUCGAACUUACUCGCCAUGUCAGGACGCACACUGGAGACAAGCCUUAUGUUUGCAGGGAGUGUGGCAAAGGAUUCAGCCAAGCAAAUGGCCUCUCUGUCCAUCUACGCACAUUCCACAAUAUCGAGGAUCCUUAUGACUGCCAGAAAUGCCGCAUGAGUUUCCCAACCUUGGAAGAGCACAAAAUACACAUUCAGGAGGUCCAUCCUCGGGAGUAUCAUCCAUGUGAACUGUGUGGCAAGAUCUUCAGUGCUGCUUUUUUGUUAGAAAGGCACAUGGUCAUUCAUGUUGGAGGGAAACCAUACAACUGUGAGAUCUGCAACAAAGCUUACCAGCAACUGUCAGGACUCUGGUACCACAACCGCACCCAUCACCCUGCCAUAUUUGCAGCUCAAAACCAUCGCUCUUUGAAGUUCCCGUCUGUUCAGUGUAACUCCUGUGACAAAUCAUUUCCCAGCAUAACUGUUCUCAAUAAGCACAUGAAGACAAGUCACACAGGUUUAAAACCAAUUAAAUGCCUUUACUGUGGAGACACAUUCUUAUACCCUGUUGCCCUGCAGCAGCAUGUCAGCACGCAGCACUGCAGCCAAGAUGGGACAGCCUUUGCUUGUUGUCACUGUGAUAUGCUGUACCCUACCCAGCAAGCACUGGAGGAACACUACCAAAGUCAACACGUGGGGGCAGCACAGCCUGAAACUUCAGCACAUACUCCAGAAAUGGUGAUUCAAACUGAAUCAUCGGAGCAGGUCAUCGCAGUUGAUAAGUCUCAGGUGGCGGCCUCACAAGUCUACGUUGCACUGGCAGACACACAGGGCCAUUCGCCCAGAUCUGAGAUUGUGGCCGUGGCGAUGGAGGAUCUUCUGGAAGGAACAGUCACCCUAAUAUGCAGUGACACUCAAUGAUACCAGUUAAAGGCAAGUGGACUCUGGCAAGUGUAAAAUAGACCUGCAGCCAUGCAUCUUCACCGCCAAUAGUCGUUUAGAUUUUAGGGAAAAUUCACUCCAAUAAAUUCAAGUAAUGUAUAAAUAAAUGACUCCAAUCAAUUGUGAAAUAUUAUCUGAGAGUCUUGUUCCUUACGUGGGGGUGAAAAAUGAUAUACAUGAGAAACAUGGGUGCUCCUUUUUUAAUGGAGUUUGUAGCUAUUUUUGACUGACUGCUGCUUUUCAGACUGUUGGACAAUCUGCCUGCUAGCCCUGUGAACAACCCUGUAGCUUCAGAGAGCUGCUUCAUGAACUACUGAUAUUGAAUCUUCACAACCGUCAGAAAUGUCACUUCAUUGAUGGAGCUUGCAAGUGCAGAAUGGAGGCAUUCACAGCUUUCUGCAGACAUAAUUCUAGAAAAAAAUAUUCUUUCUAGACAUGUCACAUUGUCAAACACAAUGAUGAAGCUGACAGAGCGACUAGCUCAAAAAGAGAUUGGUUGUGCGGAUACGUGUAAAUAUCUUCUUUCCCUCAUCUGUGUACAUGUUGCUUGUAAAUUUAGUUAAAAUAUGUAAAGGUUAUUUCCACGCUGCAGUAUUGCAGAUGAAGGUUCAACAGAAUUAAACAGAAAUGCAUAUCACCUCGUUCUUUUUAAACA
Erpetoichthys calabaricus (reedfish) is the source of this 4518-nucleotide messenger RNA. RefSeq names its product zinc finger and BTB domain containing 40 (gene zbtb40). Gene Ontology annotation, biological process: regulation of transcription by RNA polymerase II. Gene Ontology annotation, cellular component: nucleus. Bases 168 to 3842 code for a protein of 1224 amino acids. Lineage: Eukaryota; Metazoa; Chordata; Cladistia; Polypteriformes; Polypteridae. Gene Ontology annotation, molecular function: DNA-binding transcription factor activity, RNA polymerase II-specific; protein binding; RNA polymerase II cis-regulatory region sequence-specific DNA binding. The transcript has 18 exons. The record is from RefSeq and is a predicted model, not a curated record.